Ostrea edulis (European flat oyster) is the source of this 1241-nucleotide messenger RNA. RefSeq names its product beta-1,4-N-acetylgalactosaminyltransferase bre-4-like. Gene Ontology annotation, biological process: carbohydrate metabolic process. The transcript is spliced from 8 exons. Gene Ontology annotation, molecular function: glycosyltransferase activity. Bases 163 to 1038 code for a protein of 291 amino acids. Lineage: Eukaryota; Metazoa; Mollusca; Bivalvia; Ostreida; Ostreidae. The record is from RefSeq and is a predicted model, not a curated record.
ACAGUUACGGGGAUAAAAUUUAAACCCCGUUGGCGUUCCAUAUUUCUCACUUUGAUAUUCCAUGUCUCAGGAUCGAGUAUUCAGGCGACACCCGUCCCCCUGCCUUUGGCUAUAGUUAAACUUAACAUACGCUACUGUCCAUCUUAGACUGAAGUUUUGAAGAUGUGUCCCCUCAUUCCUCCAGAAUUAGUUGGGGAUAUUCCUGUGAACAAAUAUCCAUUGAAUUGGACGGUCAUCGAAAGCAGAUACAAGACAGUGGUCAACGGUAGUCAUCGUCCUGAGAAGUGCACUGCCCGCCAUAAAGUAGCCCUCCUCAUUCCAUAUCGGAACAGAGCCCGACAUCUUAGAAUAUUUCUUAACCACAUGCACGCCUUUCUCAUUAAGCAGCAGUUGGAUUAUGGAAUAUAUAUUGUGGAAAUUGAUGAAGACAUCCCAUUCAACAGAGGGUUCCUGUUUAAUGUAGGCUUUAAGGAGGCCAGCAGUGAUUACAGCUACGAUUGUUUUAUAUUCCAUGACGUAGACUUGCUUCCUCAGAACGAUCAUAACUUGUACAAUUGUCCAGAUCAGCCUAGACACCUGUCUGUCGCCAUCGACAAAUUCAUGUACAAGCUUGCAUACUCUACUAAUUUUGGCGGGGUAUCUGCAAUGACAAAAGAGCAGUUCACAACAGUUAAUGGUUUCUCAAACUUCUUCUUUGGAUGGGGAGGCGAAGAUGAUGAUUUGUAUAAUAGACUUGUCUACCACAAGAUGACGAUAUCUAGGACCAUGAGUGAUGUAGCUAGGUACACCAUGCUCUCGCACAAACAAGCGACAAGGAACCCACAGAGGAUAAAACUUUUAAGAUCUGGAAAACAACGCAUGCAAACCGACGGAAUAAAUUCUUUAGAGUACAAAGUAUUACAGAAGAUCCACAGGAAGUUAUAUGUUCAUGUGACAGUCACUUUAGAAGAAUCAGCUUUGCGACCCUUCAAGAAGUUUUCACUUAGUGGAAACACCACCAUCUUUAGGCGAAGUGCAGCGAAUUUUGACCUCAGCUAGGCACGCAGGGCCACUUAGCAGUGAUGAUACUUCCUCUGCAAAUACCUACUGUGACACAGAGUCUCGAAAAGACCCGCGAUUUCAUAAUCCUAGCACUAAUAAGAAACAUUGAUGUUUCUCUAGUCAACCGAUUUAAUGAAUUAACAUCCUAAACUGUAUCUACUAAUCAGUUUUGUUUUGUUUGUUAAUAAACAUGUAUACAA